AUGCGGGUGCUGGAAGGCUUGAACAGCGGCGCUAGCGGUGCUGAGUAUAUUCAUCCCCGUUUGGUGCCUUCAGAUCUUCUCUUCGAUGAGAAUACAAGGCUCGUGGAGUACACUCUCAAAGCACCCGUAUAUCGCAAUGGAGGGUUUGUUAGCGGGUGUUAUGCUAACAUUACCACCCAAAAAACCCCACACAAAGACGAUAAAAAAGCGUAUAAAAAUCAUAAGGAAGAAAGACGCGUCUUGUUGAAUAGCUCUUUCAGCCAUUCGAGGCAGUUGCUCAAUCACAGAGCCAUUCCACCCCACAGCGCUGAAAAUACACGCGUUUACGCUAACAACAGCGUCGAUUACUCAGCUUCUCUAGUAGAAGAUAGCCAAUUGGAUGAGAUAAACAGCGGGUUGUCGAGGCAGCGGAUAUACGCAGAGGAUUCAUUUGAGCUGGAUGAGAACAGCUAUGUAGAGGAUAGUGACGCGGAGGAGAGGAAUAGCAGCGAUAAUGAUGUACCCUAUAGCAACACAAUCACCUCGAUUAUAAAUAAAAUGUCGUCCUCUGCGCUAGAUCAGCCACCAACAUCUGCAGCGCCAUUGAAAAAGUUUAAAUUGGUGUUUCUAGGUGAACAAUCGGUUGGGAAAACAUCACUGAUAACAAGAUUCAUGUAUGAUACAUUCGAUAACACAUACCAAGCAACAAUAGGAAUAGACUUCUUAUCCAAGACAAUGUACUUGGAUGACAGGACUGUUAGAUUGCAGUUGUGGGAUACAGCAGGACAAGAAAGAUUCAGAUCACUUAUACCUUCAUAUAUUAGGGAUUCCUCAGUGGCAGUUGUUGUAUACGACGUGACGAACCAGAACAGCUACGAUAACACAUCCAAGUGGAUCGAAGAAGUUAGAGCUGAAAGGGGCGAUGACGUUAUCAUAGUUUUAGUCGGCAACAAAGUGGACUUGAGUGACGGCGAUAGAGUUGAUUCAGAUAAGGCAAAAGCUUAUUGCGAUGAGAAUGGCUUGAUGUUCAUUGAGACGUCGGCUAAGUCGGGGCAGAACGUCAAGCAGCUGUUCAAGAGGAUAGCCAUGGCAUUGCCGGCGAAUGAGGAGGACAAGAAGCAAGCCGCCAAUGUCAAGAUAAACGUGGAGAAUGAGGAAACUGACAAGAACCAAUCUAGCUGCGCUUGUUGA
Messenger RNA from Wallemia ichthyophaga EXF-994, 1170 nucleotides. RefSeq names its product Ras-related protein Rab-6A. Gene Ontology annotation, molecular function: GTP binding; GTPase activity. The coding region runs from base 1 to 1170 and encodes 389 amino acids. NCBI's taxonomy places the organism in Eukaryota, Fungi, Basidiomycota, Wallemiomycetes, Wallemiales, Wallemiaceae. The transcript is spliced from 6 exons. The record is from RefSeq and is a predicted model, not a curated record.